AGUGACGCGUGUCUAUAGUCGCUACCUUCACACCGGUUGCGCGUGUUGAUGCUGAAGAGCGGACGAGAGAGAAAACAAGCUUCUCCCAACGCAAAGACCCAAACUCAGGCAAAACCCGGAGGAAAAUGGACAUGAAGAAGAGGGUCUCCUUAGAGCUGAGGCACCGGUCGCCCUCGGAGGUCCUGGAGCUGGUCCUGGAUAACUGUCGCUCCAGUGAAGGAAGGAUCGAAGGAAUCACAGAAGAGUUCUCCAAUCUGGAGCUGCUCAGCCUCAUCAACGUCGGCCUGACCAGCGUAGCUGACAUCCCCAAGCUGGACAAACUCAAAAAGUUGGAGCUCAGUGACAACAGGAUAUUGGGCGGUCUGGAGGUCCUGGCAGAGCGGCUGGUGAACCUAACGCACCUUAACCUCAGCGGGAACAAGUUCAAAGACAUCAGUACCCUGGAGCCCCUGAAAAAGCUCCCCCAGCUCAAGAGUCUCGACCUGUUUAACUGCGAGGUGACAAAUCUGGGUGACUACAGGGAUUCCAUCUUCAAGCUCCUCCCCCAGCUCACCUACCUGGAUGGCUACGACAUCGACGACUGCGAGGCCUCCGACUCUGACGGCGAGGGAGACGGAGUCGAUGAUGAGGACGAAGAAGAGGGUGAGUCAGAGGACUUUGAGGAAGAGGAAGAGGAGGAUGAGGAAGACGUAGUGGCUGAGGAUGACGACGAAGAUGACGACAGUGGUGAUGAUGAUGAUGGAGAGGUGAAUGGAGAUGUGGACAGUGAGGAGGAAGAAGAUGAUGAAGAUGAGGAGGACGAUGAUGAGGAUUUGUCUCCAGCCAAAGGAGAGAAGAGGAAGAGGGACCCCGAGGAUGAGGAUGAUGAUGAUGAUGAAUGAGGGCCAGCAGAGACCCCUCCCUGACCUUCACGCAUUGACCCAGCCCUGCUGCCAGUGCUCCCCUCUUUGCCACCUCCCCCUUGCAUUCUGGGCCGCGUCCCAAUACUGAAAGUGGUCUCCUCCCUCCGCUCCCUCAUUGCCUGCCUCUCGCAGACCAAAUUGACGUCCGUUAUUGUCUAAAACGCCUCUGUUUGUUUUUUUUCCUUUUUCUUUUUGUUUGUUUUUUUUUUUCUUUUUAAACUAAUUUCUACAAGUUGAGCCAAAUUUUGUUCCCGUUCAUCAGUCGUAAACUUCUAUAACAUCCUUUGUGUCCUUUAAGUUUAAACCAGUUACCUUUUUGGUUUUGUGGUAGCACAUUUGUUUUUGUGAACUCAGGAAUGAAGAAAACACUUUCGUAGAAAAGUAUCAGUUUUUUCUCAUCUCAGAAAAGUUCAAUUAGCCGUUAAAAUAAGAAGCUGCAGAAACAUUUUCACAUUUUAGGAGCUGGAGCCAGAAGAUAGAAGUGAUCUCUAACCAGAGUCUCGGGUCAGAGGUCAUUUAGGGUUAGAAAUUCCAAUCACCAGUCCUGAAAAGCUCAAAAACAAAGUGUCAGAUGUUACAUCAGUUUCUCUUCAUCCCAAGAAAAGUUUUUCAUUAAUGUUUUUUAUUUUCAAAUUUCAAAUUUUUUUUACAAGAGAAGAAAAAAAAACAAUGGAUGAAUAAAUAAAUUCAUGAAAUGUGAAAGAAAACCAAACCCUUCAUUUCCCCUCGCCGCUGAUGUCAUCAGUCUGGAUGUUGCUCUGAUGAAGUCAUUGUCAUAUGUAUUUAAAAAAAAAAAAAAAGAAAAGAAAAAAAAAGCUACCCUCC
Archocentrus centrarchus (flier cichlid) is the source of this 1727-nucleotide messenger RNA. RefSeq names its product acidic leucine-rich nuclear phosphoprotein 32 family member B-like. Gene Ontology annotation, molecular function: histone binding. Gene Ontology annotation, biological process: regulation of apoptotic process. The record is from RefSeq and is a predicted model, not a curated record. Lineage: Eukaryota; Metazoa; Chordata; Actinopteri; Cichliformes; Cichlidae. Gene Ontology annotation, cellular component: nucleus. The coding region runs from base 126 to 881 and encodes 251 amino acids. The transcript is spliced from 7 exons.